Messenger RNA from Closterium sp. Naga37s-1, 1578 nucleotides. Lineage: Eukaryota; Viridiplantae; Streptophyta; Zygnematophyceae; Desmidiales; Closteriaceae. The record is from the annotation of a GenBank genome assembly.
AUGGCAGCCAUUGCAUCGUCCUCCGCCCUGCGCGUUCCCGCUGCUCUGUCCGCCAAGACCCAGCAGCGCAAUGGCAGCAGCUUCGUCUCAGGCCAGCCCCUCCGUGUCGCUCCCUCGGCCAUCUCCCGCCUUACCAUGUCCGCUGAGGCUCCCGCUGGAUUCACCCCCCCAGAGCUGAAGGGUGACGUCCCGUCCCCGAUCUUUGGCGGCAGCACUGGUGGCCUGCUCAGGAAGGCCCAGGAUGAGGAGUUUUACGUGAUCACGUGGGACUCGAAGAAGGAGCAGGUGUUCGAGAUGCCUACUGGUGGCGCUGCUACCAUGAGAGCCGGUGAGAACUCGCUGAAACUGGCCAGAAAGGAGCAAUGCCUGGCCCUUGGUACGCAACUGAGGACCAAGUUCAAGAUUAACUACCAGUUCUACAGGGUGUUCCCCAGCGGCGAGGUGCAGUACCUGCACCCUAAGGAUGGUGUGUACCCUGAGAAGGUGAAUGCGGGUCGUGUUGGUGCCAACCAAAACCUUCGCUCUAUUGGCCAGAACGUAGAUCCCGCCGCGGUGAAGUUCACCUCGAAGCGCGCGAGCGAUCUGAAAGUGAAGCGAAUCUACACCUCACCGCUCAUCCGCUAUCCGCGCGCCGCCAUGCUUGCCCUCCAUCCCAUCCUCCUGGCCGCGGAGCUUGCGGAGGCGGGAUGGUCGCGCGUGUCGAGCCUCGUCUCAAAGCGCACGCGGCGCGGGGACGCUCUUAAGAUUCUCGAGGACGCGACGCUGCGGCUGGAGGGGAGCCUGGCGCGCGAGCGCGCGGAGAACGCGCGGCUGCAGGCGAUGCUGGAGGAGUAUAAGAUGGCGGCGACAGAGCUGCUGCAGCAACGCGCGGAGGACCUCGCGUGGAUGGGCGAUAAAGUGGGCACGGGCGAGGAGCAGCACGAAGACUUGUUGGCGCAGAUAGAGCUGAAGGUGAACUCGCCCGAGUUCCAGCUGCGUCUGCGAGGCCCGCCGGAGCUCAAGGCGGGCGACGCGACGUCGAACGGCACGGCGCGCAUGCUCGUGGACGCAGGCCGCAUAGAAGUAACAGUUCCGCGAGAGGGCCGCGCACAGAGCGGGGGAACAAGCGGAAGCGGAAGCACAAGCGGGAUCGCGAGCGGAAUCGCAAGCGGAAGCCAGAGCGAGGGCGAGAGCGAGUGCGAGGGCGAGGGCGAGGAGUGGUGGCAGUGGGUGACGGAUAUGGACGCGGGCGUGAUCCGCGGGAGCGAGCCGUGCGAGGCGCUGGAGGGCGAGGGCGCGUACGAGGUGGUGCAGGUGGAGGAGGUGGUGGAUGGUAUUGCUCACGUGCUCGCUCGCUACAUCGCCCUGCACCCCGAGUACCAGUCUCUCUCGCCAGAGGAAUUGGAAAAAGCGCUGACAAGUGGCAUUCAGCACAUACGGCGACAGGGCCUGCUGAAGCAGAUGUACCAGUGGGGGCGAGGGGCGUAUAAGACUGCCUGUGCCACCUCCUUCCUCGUCAGCAUUUAUAAAGAGCGAGUGCUGGUCCGUGCAAUCGUGGGGGCUGUGAUCUUGUCCAGCCGUGUGGUGAUGCGCAUGUGA